AUGGACGCCUCAAUGAACCCCUCAAUGGACUUAUAUCAGCCUCCAUUUUUCUUCCGUGCUCCAGGCGACAACCGUAUCUGUUCAGGGAACCCCAAUAUUAUUCAUUCGCCGGCCAUUUGGGAUCAGAAUGGAGCCAAACACUUUCUCGCCUUUGCCCUACCUCGCCUACAGCUUCAAUUGGCAAUCAUCUUCGUUUUCACCUUCGCCCUUCACAACGUUUUUAAGCGCUUCAAUCUUCCUCGUAUCGUAGCCGAAAUGAUGUGCGGUUUCAUCAUAGGACCAACCUUUUUGGGUAGGUAUUUCCCCACUGUCUGGAAAUCUAUAUUCUCUUCGGAUGGAAAUCUAUACAUCGGUACCCUAGCUAAAGUAGGUUACAUGUACUUAAUGUUCUUGAUUGGAGUCAAGAUGGAUCCUAGUAAGAUUAAGGCAUCUCAAAAGAAGGCUUGGAUUAUUGGAAUUGUAUCCACCGUUUUACCCGUGACAGUUGGUUUACAUAUAUCUCCGUUUGUGGCGGCUAAGGUAGGUUGGAUUAGAAAUCCGGCUAUUCGCUUCAUUAUCGGAACCCAAACUAUAGCUCAGUUCCCUGUUGUAGUCGGUCUACUCACGGAUCUUAAGAUCAUGAACACAGAACUCGGCCAUCUUGCUUUGACCGUUGCUUUGAUUCGGACCCUUCUCAGCAUUUUACUCUCAAUGCAGACCACUUAUUUAAGAGUCACUGCACAAGGCUCCGCUGCCGUGGGUGCCCAAUCCGCUGCCAUUUAUUUUACUUGGUUUCUUUUUACGCUCUAUGUUCUGCGCCCAAUUUUCCGAUGGAUGAUACGCAGGACGCCCGAAGGGAAACAGGUUAGAGACGAGUACAUUGCCUUCAUUUGUUGUAUGGUUUUGGCAUCCGCAGUUAUCAGUGACAACGUCGGAGUUCUCUAUCAUUUCGGCCCCAUAUGUCUCGGCUUGAUCGUACCCGUCGGCCCGCCUUUAGGGUCGACACUAGUUGACAGGUUGGACACCAUGGUCACCGGCUGGUUGGCGCCUUUGCUGUUCACUUUUUGUUCGCUUCAAUCCGACCUCUUCGAGAUUUACGAUAUGAAAUUCCAGAAGCUGUUGAUUGUGGUCCUUGUCCUCUCCAACUUCUUUAAGUUUGCCAUAGUUUUUAUACCCACAGUAAUCUGCAAGGUACCUUUGAAAGAUUCAAUUGCCCUGUCCUUGAUUCUCAGCGCUGAAGGCAACGUUGAACUGGCAGGAUACCUGGCGUACAGGGAGAAUGAUACGUUAGAUCUCCAGACAUUUUCCACCGUGACAGGUUCGGUGCUGGUUUGCGCCAUAAUAAUACCCAUUCUUGUGAGGACUUGCUACGACCAUGCCAUAAUCUAUAGAGGGUACAACCAAAGAAACUUGGUACACAGUUCGGAAGAAACGGAGCUUAAGGUGCUGGUGAGCGCUCACAGGAUAGACGACGCCAUAGCGGCGGGAAACCUGUUAGAAGGCAUGCACCCGACAAAGGGCAGCAACGAGCUGGGAGUGUACGUGAUUCAUCUGUUGGAGCUGGCAGGUCGGGCCUCUCCCCUUCUGAUUAACCAUCAGCUCGGGCAGAAGUCGUCCAGUAGGAGCGGUUCUCGGUCGCAAGAGAUAAUCGACCUGUUCCGUUCCUACGAGAGCAAGUUUCCUCACGGAGCCUUCUCGACUCAGAUGUUCACGGCUCUGUCCCUUCCCAAGUUCAUGCACGACGACAUAUGCUUGAUGGCGUUUGAGAAACAGGCGUGUUUCAUUAUUCUCCCCUUUCACAGGAAAUGGAGUGCCCAGGGCAGGUUGAUACUGGAUAACACGGUUGUUCGUAGCAUAAACCAGAACGUUCUGAAUAUGGCCCCGUGUUCGGUCGGAAUUCUGAUAGACAGGAGGAAAAUACUGGAGUUGGAAACGAAAGAGAGACACAGGAUGGCGAUAAUCUUCAUGGGGGGUAAGGACGACAGGGAGGCGUUGGCGGUGGCAAAGCGGUUGGCGAGGACGCCGGACUCUCAACUGACCAUAAUUCGUUUUAUAGCGAUGGAAGAAUGGGAAAACAAGAAUGCUUGGGACGCGGUUCUGGACAUGGAAUUUUUGAAGGAUGUGAAGUUGAAAGCGUUGCAUCAGGGACUUAGGAUAUCGUACAAGGAGGAAAACGUGAAAGAUGGGGCGGAUUUGGCUUCACUUGUUCACACAAUUGCAGAGGUUUAUGAUCUCAUCAUUGUGGGGAGGCACGGCAUUGCUUCAGAGUCUUCACCCAUGUUAAAUGGUUUAAGUGAAUGGAUGGAUUUGCCUGAGCUUGGCCCUAUUGGAGAUAUGCUUGCUUCUUCUGAUAUUCGCAGACCCGUCUCUGCCUUGAUCGUACAACAUCAAUCACACCUUCACAAUAAGUAA
This is a messenger RNA of Impatiens glandulifera, 2391 nucleotides long. Its product is annotated as cation/H(+) antiporter 4-like. NCBI's taxonomy places the organism in Eukaryota, Viridiplantae, Streptophyta, Magnoliopsida, Ericales, Balsaminaceae. Gene Ontology annotation, molecular function: antiporter activity. Gene Ontology annotation, cellular component: membrane; endomembrane system. The coding region runs from base 1 to 2391 and encodes 796 amino acids. The transcript has a single exon. Gene Ontology annotation, biological process: proton transmembrane transport; regulation of pH. The record is from RefSeq and is a predicted model, not a curated record.